GUAUGAAUCUAGUUCGUGUGCGCUCCAGUCCAUGCCCACUCCUGUUCUGCCGGUUGGUAGCACGUCGCUCCAUCAGGGUUUUGUUCUUUAUACAUACAAGAGUUGAUGGGAUUUGGCAGUGUCUUCUCUGAAUAAUUAUGUUUUUUUUUUGCUUCAUGUGCCUUGCCAAAAUUGGCAAAUCUCCUGGUCCAAGUGCCUCAAUAAUUUAUAUAUCUCCUAAAUAAGAUAGUAUCACCAAGCUCUAGUGCAUGACACUACCUUUCCCAAAUUAAUUCUUAGUAUUAUUAUUACUCCAGUUGCCAUCGAGUAGUACCAUGAUGCAUAAUUCGAACCUAUAGGGUUGAUGUUGUUCAGCUUAUUCGUAAUGCAGUCUGGCAGUAGUGAUCUGAUGAUAUUUGCAAUGGCAUGGACAAAAACAAGUCCAACCUAGUGGUCUUCAGAAACACUGGUAUCAGAUCACUUGUGGCAGGCACAUAAAAAACACCACCAGGGAAGUCUUGUUUGUUGGGCCUCUUUGACAAAACAAAAAAGCAUUCUCUGUUGGUGAAUUCGGCGUAGCUGUCCAGCAUUUAUAUUCGUGCUCCCAUCUGACGAUUCAGAUCUCCAGAAACACCACAGGGGUUUGGAUGGGAACACCAGGGCUUCCAUCUUUUCAUGACAGCAACUGAAUGUGCUAUUCCUGGACCCUUUUCUUUCAGAUAAGGUUCCGUUUUAGAGAUUCCCAGACCAGAAAAGAGGCCACGCUUUUCAUCUGUUUGUCCUCUGAUUUGGCAUCAAAGGUAGCAUAUCCAGGCUUAGCAAUGGAUCGGAUACUUGCCUUGAUCUGUCUGCACUCCACAUUCAGACACAUUCAGUUAUUCAGCACACAUGAAGCUUGAAAAAUUCUGCUUGUGCUCCUCUAGUAGCCCUUUAGUCAUCUGGAUAAAUCUGAACUUGCUUGGAUUCCUAAAUCGACAGCAUAAUGAACUGUCGUCUUCGGAAUCACGUAAGCCGGAAGCAAUUUCGGAGAACAAAAGAUGUGUCAAUUCAGACUCUGUUGUGCUUAUCCACAGGGCAAGCACUCCCAUUUCUAAGAUUCAGUUUGUCAUGAUCUCCACACCGACAAUAGCAACACAUGCUAUUUUAUCCUUGUACAACAACUCAGGACUCAUCUGCACUGUGGUGAGUCAGUCAAUGAGUGCAGCUGAGACUAGAAACAAGAGAUCCUUUUCAGUUUUAUGCAUCAAAUCAUCUCACCAAGUGAGAGAUAGAUAAAGGAGCAAACAAAGUGCAGCGAAAGAAGACAGAGAGAGAUUGUUCAGAGAUGAAGAGCAGCAGCGUCCAAGAAGCGUGUGAGGAUCAGCUGUCCGAGAUCAGCAGCCAGGCGGCGUCCAACAACAACGAGGCGUCCAACACCUCCUCCCGUCCCAAGCUCGCCCUCGACCUGUCGCUCACCGUCACCGCGGCCGCCGCCGCGGCGGCCACCGCCACCGCCGAGUCGAGCACCACCGACAGCAACGGCGGCCCGCAGGCCGCGCGCGAGCCGACGCGGGUGUUCACCUGCAACUACUGCCAGAGGAAGUUCUUCAGCUCGCAGGCGCUGGGCGGGCACCAGAACGCGCACCGGCGGGAGCGCACGCUGGCCCGGCGCGCGGUGCACCGGCUGGAGGCCUACCCCUACGGCUACGCCGACGUGGCCUCCCUCCCGCUCUACGGCUCCCCCGGGCUGUACCCCAUCGGCAUCCAGGCGCACGCGUCGGCGCUCCCGGGCGCGGCGGCGGCGGCGCAGGCGGAGCGGCAGCAGCACCAGCAACAGGACGCCGCCGUCCUCGCGGCCACGCCGGCGCGCGCGCGGGCGCUGCUGGGCCCGAUGCCGUUCCUCGUGGGCGGCGACGAGGAGGUCAGCUUCGGGUGGCCCGGCAGCUUCAGGCCACCCCCACCGAGCGCCGGCGUGCUCCCCCUCCUCCACUCAGGCCCCAACUUCGGCAGCAGCAGCGGCAGCGGCAGCAUCGUGGUGCAAGCCGACGAGGAGCCCGACCUGACGCUCAGACUCUAGCCGCCAUCCGUACGCACGCCGUCGAUCGCUACGCUUAUACGUACUGCUAGGUUGGUGCAACUCGUCAGGCUCCCGACGUCGAUCAACGGAUCAUGAUGGUAGACGACGACCCGUAUUUGUUUCAUGCGUGCGUACGUACGUACGUGGAAGUAUUUCUGUACAGUUUUGGUGCUCUUCUGUGGUAUUGGUAGUAGCGUGUAGCCUACAACUUCCCGCGGUAUAAAGAUUCAUGUGAUCAAUCAAUCAUGUUGCUGUGCCCAUGAA
Molecule: messenger RNA, 2299 nt
Organism: Triticum dicoccoides
Lineage: Eukaryota; Viridiplantae; Streptophyta; Magnoliopsida; Poales; Poaceae
Product: zinc finger protein 7-like
Exons: 2
Coding region: 1304-2035 (243 amino acids)
Biological process (GO): negative regulation of abscisic acid-activated signaling pathway
Source: RefSeq, a predicted model, not a curated record